Messenger RNA from Guillardia theta CCMP2712, 627 nucleotides. RefSeq lists its product as hypothetical. The annotation marks the transcript as partial. The transcript is spliced from 3 exons. The record is from RefSeq and is a predicted model, not a curated record. Lineage: Eukaryota; Cryptophyceae; Pyrenomonadales; Geminigeraceae.
AUGGGGUAUAAACAAACUUCUACAAAGAAUUGCGAAAAGUGUACACCAGGAUAUUAUGGAGAUCAACGUGGUCUUACUUAUUGCAAAGAGUGUGUGCAGGGCAAGUACUCGCAAUCAUACGGGAGCACGUUCUGCUCAGGAUGCUUGCCCGGAUAUUUUGCUAUGAUGUCAGGCAGCUCCACGUGUCAGGCUUGUACCGCUGGAAAAUAUUCAAAUACCAAUGACACUGUACUCUGUCACUACUGUCCAGCUGGAACAUUUCAACCGUCUCCAGCUUCAACAUUCUGUAAGUUUCUGCAAUUCCUUCCAUACUUUGAUUCUCAACUGAUGAACAACUCAAGGUGUGACAACUGUACGAGAGGCACUUACUCGUCGCAAUCUGCCAGCACUUGCUUGUACUGUCAACCAGGAUGGGUUGCUCCCAUGGACGGAUCUUCUAGUUGCGUCUCUUGUGAACCAGGAUCCUUCAGCAACGGCAGCCACCCAGGCCACAUGGCAACUCAUUGCGUGCAAUGUCAGAUAGGGAAGUAUGCGUCAAAGACAGCAAGCACCCGCUGCUACUUCUGUCCUCAAAAUCAGAUUGCACCAGCACCAGGCUUGACGACAUGCUCGAGUUGUCCAACAGGA